Messenger RNA from Ornithodoros turicata, 3174 nucleotides. RefSeq lists its product as uncharacterized. The transcript has 21 exons. The coding region runs from base 173 to 3109 and encodes 978 amino acids. Lineage: Eukaryota; Metazoa; Arthropoda; Arachnida; Ixodida; Argasidae. The record is from RefSeq and is a predicted model, not a curated record.
GAUGUCGCAUGUCGCUACGCAGCUACGAAGUUCCGUUGAUUCCGUUUUGCGAAUUUCACAUCGACAUCGCCAUCCUGGGAUGUCUGCUGCGAAAAUGCAUGUGCCCGAAUAUCGCAUUGGUGUAGCACUUCAGUUGUGCCUGUAAUUAUGUGUUGAUACUUCUAUGUAACACAUGACACUUAAGAAACUGGUGUACCUCCGUUGUCCAAGUCUGUUUUCUGUCUUGGAAGGCUGCCUUCGUGUGGAGCUGCCAAAAAACGCACGCACGAUGGCAAGCGACGCACUGUGUGAUGCGACAAAGCGCCACGCUGACCGCAAGUUCUAUGAUCUUCCGGACUCCUAUGUUGUAGAAUCGUUUAAGAAGAAAGUGAAAGCGAAGAAGCUUGUCAGUGACAAAGAAUUUUUUAGUUAUAUUUACGACAGCAUAAUUGGUAGGAAUGCCACUUUCGUCGGUCCGUUCGGACGCAGACCAGUCACUUACUGCGACCAUACAGCAUCUGGAAAAUCUCUCUCAUUCAUUGAGGACUUCAUUGUGAAAGAAGUUCUACCGAUGUACGGCAAUACGCACACUACUACAUCCGUGACAGCGCUGCAGUCAACGCUUUUCAGACACGAAGCACGGGACCUUGUCCGCAGCAGUGUGAACGCCAGUGAAAGUGAUUCUGUCAUAUUCGCUGGCACUGGCGUGACAGGCGCUGUACACAAACUGAUCAAUGCGCUCGACCUGCAGAAAGCUCCGGUAGUCUUUGUUGACACAUUUGCGCACCAUUCAACAUUAUUACCAUGGAGGGAGACAAGUGCCGAGAUUAUUAGGAUACCUGAAACUCAAAGUGGACUUCUGGACGGUGAAUACCUUGAAGAGAAGCUGAAGGAAUUUCAAGGAAGUUCACGGAAGCUGAUCGGUUGCUUUUCUGCGGCGUCAAAUAUUACUGGAAUCCUCACGAACGACAUCAAAAUCACAAUCCUGUUGCAUCGAUAUGGAGCCCUAGCGUUUUGGGACUACGCCACAGCUGCUCCUUACGUCCAAGUUGACAUGAACCCAGUUGUGCCAAGUAUAGAUCAAAGCUUGGCAUACAAGGACGCUAUUUUCAUUUCUCCCCACAAAUUUGUUGGCGGACCUGACACACCAGGUGUGCUAAUCGCAAAGAAAAGUCUGUUUGCAAAUGCCGUACCAUCUAGUUGUGGCGGGGGAUCUGUCUUUUUUGUGUCAAGAACGGGUCACAGGUACCUGAAAGAAAUCGAGAUGCGCGAAGAAGGUGGAACUCCAUCCAUUGUAGGUGCCAUCCGUUGUGGACUUGUCUUCCAGUUGAAGGAUUCUAUCGACCCAUCAGCGCUGGAACUUAGGGAAGAAGAGCUGUGCAGGAAGGCAUUUAACGCCUGGAAGGACAGCCGAAACCUGGUGGUCCUCGGCAGCACAACGGUGCGACGGUUGCCGAUCCUAUCCUUCCUGAUUCAACAUCCAAAGUCCGGCCUCUUCCUUCAUCACAACUUUGUUUGCGCACUUUUGAAUGACCUGUAUGGGAUACAGACCAGGGGAGGAUGUGCCUGUGCUGGACCUUACGCUCAGGACCUGUUGGGAAUCGACGAACAGCUCGCUUUGCACUACGAAGAACUGCUUGCAGAGAAUAGAAUGCUGGACCGUACUCACCUAAGAAGGUACAUGGAGUACUCGGAACGAGAGGUGCUGCGUCCCGGUUUCGUCAGGCUCAACCUACCUUUCUUCAUGCCUGAUGAUGAAGUUGAUUUCGUGCUAAGCGCAGUAAAAGAGAUUUCUGAGCAUGGCUGGACUUUACUGCCUCAGUACAACUUUAAUCCGGAGACUGGGGAGUGGAAGCACAUGCGACACCAGGUCUUCAAGGACAGGAGGUGGCUGGGAUCUAUUUCUUACUUAGAAGGGAAGUUCUCUUACAAGAAAGGAGGGACACCUGAAGAUGACAUCCAGGGUUGUCCUGCGAGUUACCAGGAGAUCCUGUUGGAGGCAAGAAGUGUUUACGACAGUGCUACCAAGGCAGCACUCAGAGCACCCAUGGCUGACCAGGACAUCAUGUUUGACUCCGAGGCUGCCAAAUUGAGGUGGUUCCUACUGCCAAGUGAAGCCAAAAAUCUCAUGGUCGGGAACAACAUCCCGUUUCCGAAGCUGCCCUUCUCUCCCCCGUCACUACAGAAACAGUCUGGAAAGUUUGAGCCAUCAGAGUCGAGAACUCCUGUCACAGUAGGCAGUAACGUUCCAAAGACAUGCAGUCUCAUUGCUGAGACUGCAGACCCAACGGUUCAAGAGUUGAAGAAUGGCAUUGCAGUAAACUGCCGCUGGCAUUCACCUCCAAAGCAGAUCUUUAAACCAUUUUUGAAGGCUGUGACAGAAUUCAACAUGGUCGUCAACGGAGAUAGAGUCUUAGUCUGCCUAUCCGGCGGGAAGGACUCUCUGUCACUACUGCACACAAUGAAACAGUAUCAGCACUAUUCGAAGAAUAAGGGAAUUAACUUCAACUUGGGGGCUGUGACGGUGGAUCCUGGCAGUUCAUCCUACGACCCCAGGCCCCUGAAGAAAUACCUUGCAGCUCUAGGUGUCCCAUAUUUUUAUGAAGAGCAAUGUAUUGUGGAGCAGGCAGCUGCACUGCCAGAAUGCACAUCCAUCUGCAGUUUCUGCAGUCGUAUGAAGAGAGGCAGGAUCUAUGCCUGUGCUCGGAGGGAAGGUUACAAUGUCUUGGCUCUCGGUCAGCACUUAGAUGACCUCACAGAAAGCUUCGUCAUGUCAAUUUUCCACAAUGGUCGUUUAAGAACUAUGAAGGCGAACUAUACAGUCAAAGAAGGAGAUUUACGUGUGACGCGGCCAUUCGUCUACGUUCGAGAGAAAGACCUCAGAAAGUUUGCCGAACAGCGAAAACUUCCAGUCAUAGCCGAGAACUGCCCGGCAUGUUUUGAAGCACCAAAGGAACGGCAUCGCGUGAAACAGCUGCUGGCUGCUCAAGAAAUCCUUUUUCCCAAGCUCUUCUGGAGCCUCAGUUCAGCAAUGCAUCCGUUGAUGGCGAUCAACAAGACUGGUGUCGAAAGUGCGUUGUACAAAAACGUCAUGAAGGCAGGGGACGAUUCCGACUCGGAAUCGGAUUGAAGUGGAUGUGUACAACAGAUAUUGCUUACACUUGUAAAUAAGUAUAAAGGAGUUAUAUAUUUUAA